This is a messenger RNA of Ceraceosorus bombacis, 3261 nucleotides long. The record is from the annotation of a GenBank genome assembly. Lineage: Eukaryota; Fungi; Basidiomycota; Exobasidiomycetes; Ceraceosorales; Ceraceosoraceae.
AUGCUGCUCGACACUUUGUCGAGCGUUGCAGGACAUACGGCAGGACGAUCAUUUGAAGAUACUCUGCGUCAACUGCAAGCCGGGUAUGGAUCGCAAACGCACGACCCAUUCCCCGCCGACUUGGCGCAGGCCCUUUCUCAGCCCGAAGGUGCCUCGGCGGGGGCUGUACGGGAUCUCGAGGCGUUCAUACACCGCCUCUUCACCCUCGAUCUCGACAGCACGUUCUUCAUUCAAGUAGCAGCUUGCAUUGCGGUCAUCGCGCUGCUUCUUGUAUGCGGCGGUAAGUCUUGGCACGGUGGAGCGGCCGUACGCGGGCACCGCUGACGCUUCCCUUCGACCUGGCAGUGAUUGUCAUCUUGAUACGGAUCAUCAAGCAGAGGUUCUGGCUCAUCAAAAUUACAAGACGGUCAGAAGGCGUCUACAUUGUUCCGAAUGCUCUCAACUGCUUUUUGGUCAUGGAGGGCAUAUUUGGAUGCGUGUGGAUCGUCUUUAGCGUCACGCAAUUUUUGGCUUACUGGCGGGCUCAGAGCAACCCGCAGGGCUGGCUUGCCGUCUUCAACACCAUCAUCUGGCUUCCGCUGUGGCUUGGAGCCUAUGUGGCGGGCUGGGGUUCCUUCUAUACCGCUCCUGGUGCACUCGACCGUGGACCGCUCAGUAGCUCGACGGUCGGUCGUUGGCUACCUCGACCACUGCUGGUCAACUUGAUCAGCCUUGGAACUCCCUUCGUGCUGGUCGCGUCUGUUGCGCCACCUAUCAUUCUAGCGCAAGUCAAUCUCAACCGUUCGUUCUCCCUGUAUCAGCAAUUCUCGGCGAACGCCCUGCAGCUAGCAAAUGCGUCUGGCUCCUUGGUCGUUUCCCGUUCCACUACCGAGCAAUUGCUCGAACAAGCUGAUCGAGUCUGGAUUGCCCAGCUCCACGCGCAGUGGUUUCAAGGCCUGACCUACACCAUCUGGUCAGUCUGGGCAGGUCUUUUCCUGAUCUUCUACAUUCCGGCCGGAGGGGUGCUGCUGAAGCUGGUGUUGAGCCAAGUGCGAAAGCAGCGCAAGGUAUUGCAGGAGUUUCAAGAGCGACAAGUAGCGGCGGCCAAGGAGAAAAGGCCUUUGCCGACUCAGCCGAAAGACUCACAUCGUUUCUCGGCUGCGAGCGGUGAUGCUCCGCGACCAUUCGAGUUGGAAGAUGGUCCGUCAGAGUCGCUGCUGUUCAGGCCUCUGGGCGCCAGUGGCGUCGACGGUUCCACAGCAGUGCCAGACGAAGGUCUUACACCACCUGUCACACCGCGCACUGCAGUAGGACAAAGCGCAGCGUUGGAACGACACAAGUCGGAACAAGAGAUUUUCUUUCCGCCAUUGCGAUCAGAUGUAGAGCGCAAAGCAAAGCGACGAUUCAGUCACGCUGGAACUCCAUGGUCGCGCUACAGAUACCUGCGGCGCUGCUACAUAAACCUGCUGCUCCUGUACAUCAGCAUCACCAUCGGUGCGACUGCCUACCUGGCAAUCUCGGCACUUCUCGGCGGACGCCUACAUAGCAGCUUCGCUGGUGGACCAAAGAAAGCAUCGAACCUCAUACAGGGUGCAAGCUUGGCAGCAGCGUGGACUGCCGUGGUUUUUGGUACUCUCGCACUCAGCUCCAUCUUUUCUCGCUUCUUCGAUCCAGCCAAUGCGCCUUCCGAUGAUGACAGCAGACGACAGGCUUCACGUCUGGGAAGCAAGAGGCCUCGCAAUGGCUCGACGACUUUUAACGCUCUCAGCCCGCACGACAAGACGCGAACGUUGCCGGCCGUACCAGAAUCCGUGCAUGCCACCUUUGAUGCGGGCACAAUGACCAGCAGGGGCGAAGCAGAUACCUUCCGCUCACACAGGCAAGUGCCCGAUCCAGAGGAGCAGAGCGCAGAUGCUCUCGACGAUGUGGGCAUCAAGUUCAGCUUGAAACGGGACAAGCGCAAGCCAAACGCUAUCUUCAUGCGUCCCGUUGCAGAUGGCAUCAUGAGCCAAACUGCAUCAAUGGACGAUCCUCAGUUCCAAAUCAUGUCGAUCAACGAUGCUGAAGAUCCGCAGACUGCAUCCCGCAUCAGCAGCUCGUCGAGACGCUCAAAGAAGACGAUGAGACCAAAGCUGUUCAACAGGUCAAAGAGCAGCGUCCACGUUCCGAUGGAUGAGACGGCAACUAUGACCAGUCUCGUCGAAAACCUUGAUCUUGAUCCUGGUCGGGUGCAGCGCUCCCUGCGACAAGGCAAGACGGUGUAUUACCCGACGCCUUUUGGACCUAUGCCAGCUCCAGUGCGCGGAGCUGGCAUGCCACUUGCGCCAGCCCGCUCUCCCUUCGCCUCGGCUGAUGACUUGGCUAGACUUGCAGCCGAGCAUGCGAAUGAAGGGCCAAGUAAUCCUGAGUCAAGUGAUGGAGGUCAUCGCUACACGCAGUUGGACAACAGCGCUAGCUCCCUGGGAGCGAACCAUGCACGCCUUCUUUCGAACGCCAGUCACUCGUCUACCUUGCUACCAGCAGGUUUCGAUCAUCAAGAGAGACCCGCGACUGCAUCGACCUACUACCACACUCCUUCGGAUAGGUCAGCCGAUCACGUGCGAACGUUUUCGGGAACCCCACCUCGAUCUGCUCCUUUCAACCAGCUACGUCACUCUUCCUCCGCGCAUUCCGGCACGCCGCCCGGCAGCUCUGGUCGAGCGUGGGUGAUGCGGGAAUGGGCCUUGGCUGAAGCGGAAGGCAAAGCAUGGGGCUCGCCUCGAGGUGCGGAUGCCUUGGAGUACCAUGGAACGCCAUCAAGAGUAAGAUCAGGAUCAGGAUCGGUCUUACCGCUGCAUCUCCAUUACAAUGCCAAUCGAAGACCAAGCAUGCCUUUGCUUUCGCGCGAAGUCGCUCGUCGACCCAGCAAUGCCGCGGGGUACGCUGCGGCGCAUUCCCAAGCGGCGCCGCCAAUCCGGCGAGCUUCUCAUGGCACCCUAGCUCUGGCCCCUACGGCUGGACCAAGUCGGUCGCCCAUCAUCACGAGUGCCAGGAUGGGCAACAGACACGAUUUGCCAGAGAUGAGUCCACCUCCGAACGCUCCGCUUCCUCUUGCGCCCCAUCAGCAACCCGACGAGGCCGCGCUUGCACUUGGAGGUUGGACGCGAGAAAGUAGGGAUUUGAGCUCCGAAGCUCCCGUCCAGCCUACUUGCGCGCCUCCCCCUGGUCUUGCAGGCCUAAACGCUUACACAAAGCCCUCUUACAUUUCACCCAAAAGUCCAGCUUUGCAACUUCAAGCACUAG